GUGACAUUUUCUUGCUGGAGACAGGAAAUGCCCCAUGAAAGGCAAGAAAACUUAAAAUCUUAUCACCCGGGCUCAUUAAUCAUCCCAAUUCCCUGGUAAAUUCGAUUCUCUACAUUCAUUGUUUAUCGAACUUCUCUUAUUUUUGUUCUGAUCGAUGAUGGUUCGUUUAUAAGAAUUAAUUUAUAAUCGGUAGAAAAUGUUUAAAAAUAGGCGUUAUGUAUAUGACUUUGAUUUAGAUGAAUUAAUUUCACAGGAAAUGUUCAACAUAUGAGAAAUUUAAUUUGGAUGUGUUUUUCUUCUAUUUUUGUUUUCAAUUGGGUUUCCAUAGCUUUAUGAUAUAAGCAUUCAAUAAAUUUGGUUUCCAUUACUUUUAGAUUGAUUAAAGCUAAAGUGUUCUCUUAUUCCCUUAAACUAAAAUUUAGUAAACUCUUAUCUGAGGUUGAGGUAAUGUGGUUGUAAUCUCAAAUUUGGUUUCUCUUUUUCGUGUGAGGUUAGUGGCUUAGGGCAGAGCAAGAAGCGAAUUUGAUUCUUGUUAUGAUUAGGGUUGAUGUUCUAAACUUGAUGUGUACAUUUAUACAAUGGGUUGCUUUUAAGGAAGAGUUGUGUGAUUCUCAUCACCAGGUAGCUAAUGCUGCUGCUAAUUAAAUUCCCAAAGCUAUUAGCAGUAAACACCUCCAUUCAUUGGAAUUAUUCCUCCGGAAAUCUAACAGGCGGAAAAAGCACCAAACGGCCACUUAGUGAAGAAAUGUUUUCACACCAAGAGUUUGAGUGUUUUCUUGGCUGAUUUAUGCGUUUGAUUUCUAAAAUCUUCAUUCUGAGGACAAAUUCACCUUCUAAAGGAAACUAAGAGCUACUUUUAUGUUUAAUUCCAGGGUAAGUGUUUUUGAAUUAUAUAUACUUGGCAUGUACCUAGGUUUUGAUAAUUGGUUUGGGGUUAGUUGGGUGUGAAUGGCUGUUACCUCUGAAGAGCUUAGUAGAGAAAACCCAAUUGAUCCAUCCCCUUUGCUCAUGGAGGGAGGAGAAAAUUGUCAAAAGGAAGAACACAUCAUUAAUAUAGAACGUGUGGGUGAUGCUUCAUCAUCAGAUUCUUCUGAUUAUGAAACUCCACAUGGACUGAGUCCACCUCAUCAUGAAGAUAGGCCUUCAUCUUCAUCAACUCGUUCAAAUUCGCAAAGUCCCAUGGUCACAAGGAGAGGUGAAGGAUUAGGUCGCCAUUUGAGCCCUUUUAAUAUCUUAUUGUGGAUGACCAUUGAGCUCUCUUUCACUCUAGGAAAAAUCAUAGCCGCCAUUGUUGUAUUAUCCAUAUCAAGGCAUGAAAAGCCGCGAACUCCAUUGUUUGCUUGGGUUGUGGGGUAUGUGGUUGGGUGUGCUGCAAGUCUUCCUCUCCUGUAUUGGCGUUAUCAUCAUCGUGGUCAGGCCACUGGACGGGGGCCGGCUCAAGGUUCACGCAGAGUUAGUUCCACAUCGGAUCCCAACUCUUAUAUUACAUUCUCCUUGACCCAGUCUUCUGAGGAUGAAGGUGGCCAAAAUGCAACUGAUAACGAUGAAGCUCGAAAUGCAAGGAUUGUUGCAUUUAGGAGCCACUUCAAAAUGGCAUUGGAUUGCUUCUUCGCGGUUUGGUUCGUUGUUGGAAAUGUUUGGAUCUUUGGUGGGCAUUCCUCCUCCUCUGAUGCUCCCAAUUUGUAUAGGUUAUGUAUAGUUUUCCUCACCUUUAGUUGUAUCGGGUAUGCCAUGCCUUUCAUCUUGUGUGCAAUGAUAUGUUGCUGCCUUCCCUGUAUCAUAUCAUUCCUUGGUGUUCGUGAAGAUAUGAAUGGAAUGAGGGGGGCAACUGAAGAAUGUAUUAAUGCUCUGCCCACUUAUAAGUUCAGACCAAGGAAAAAUGGAGAGAAUGGAUCUGGUGCUGAAGGAGCCGGUUUUUUGGAAGCUGGUAUGGAUAAGGAACGAUCCAUAUCUGGUGAAGAUGCUGUUUGUUGUAUAUGUCUGUCUAACUACGAGGAGGACGAUGAGGUGAGGGAGUUAACUUGCUCCCAUUUCUUCCAUACAGAAUGUGUGGAUAAGUGGUUGAGAUUAAAUGCAUCCUGCCCGCUCUGCAAAUGUGAGAUUGGAGCUGAAAGUGAAAACUCUCCAUCCGCAGCUGAAGUUAUUCAACAAGUGUGAUGUGAUAAAUGCUUCAAGAGAUCUUGAAAACCCCCAUUACUGCAACAAGUGAAGCAGUCUUGUGGUGAUUGGUGAUUGAAGGAUGCAGGGAAGCUUACGGUGGCAGAUUUCCCAGUAGAGAGGUGUCAUUGCUUUGCUAUUUUCAUGUGUUAAUACUUGUAACUUGUAAGUGAUAGAAACCAGAUAACAGUGAGGGGUAAUUAGGGAAAAAGAAUUGGUAUGGUGUAAGACUGCAAGUUAUGUUUUAUAUUUAUUUUUUUCGCAAUGAAAUAGGGAAGUUCAG
Messenger RNA from Cuscuta epithymum, 2440 nucleotides. Lineage: Eukaryota; Viridiplantae; Streptophyta; Magnoliopsida; Solanales; Convolvulaceae. The record is from the annotation of a GenBank genome assembly.